GGCCUCUGUAUGCUGAAAACAGAACAGACUUCUCUAUGAACAACAAUACACUGACAUUCAACUCUGUCCAGCAUUCUGACAACGGAGACUAUCAGUGUUCUGCCUACAACCCACUCAGCAACAUGACCAGCCCAGAAUACAGACUGACCGUCAACUAUGGUCCAGAGAGACCUGUUAUCACGAGUCCGGAUAUAGCGAUGACAGGACACAGCGUGACCUUCAACUGCUCGGCCUCCUCUCAGCCUCUCAGCCAGUUCAGCUGGUUCUUCAAUGGUUCCCAGGUGGCAACUGGCUCAGUGUAUAAGACUAGCCCACUGACCUUAGCCAGUCUUGGGGAGUACACCUGUGUGGCCUUCAACAACAUCACUGGAAGAAACAGCACUGUCUCCAAGAUGCUCACCGUCAUUGACCCAGUAACCAUGGCCACGGUGAAAGUCAUCGGUGCCCAGCCAAUAGCAGACUACAUGUUUACUCUGACCUGUGAGACCGCUGGAAGCAUUUACUCCAUUCACUGGAUGAGGAAUGGCUGGCCUCUGUAUGCUGACAACAGAACAGACUUCUCCAUGAACAACAAUACACUGACAUUCAACUCUGUCCAGCAUUCUGACAACGGAGACUAUCAGUGUUCUGCCUACAACCCCCUGAGCAACAGGACCAGCCCAGACUACAGACUGACCGUCAACUAUGGACCGGAGAUGCCUAUUAUAACAGGACCAGCAUUAGGAGAAACAGGACACAGCGUGAUCUUCAACUGCUCUGCCUCCUCUCAGCCUCUCAGCCAGUUCAGCUGGUUAUUCAAUGGUUCCCAGGUGGCGACUGGCUCAGUUUAUAAGAUUGGCUCACUGACCUUAGCCAGUCAUGGGGAGUACACCUGCGUGGCCUUCAACAACAUCACUGGCAGAAACAGCACUGUCUCCAAGAUGCUCACUGUUGUUGCACCUGUGACCAUGAGCAUUGUGAAAGUCAUUGGAGCCCAGCCAAUACUGAACGAGAAAUUCUCUCUGACCUGUGAGUCCGCUGGAACGGUUUACUCCAUUCACUGGAUGAGGAACGGCUGGCCUCUGUAUGCUGACAACAGAACAGACUUCUCUAUGAACAACAAUACACUGACAUUCAACUCUGUCCAGCAUUCUGACAACGGAGACUAUCAGUGUUCUGCCUACAACCCACUCAGCAACAUGACCAGCCCAGAAUACAGACUGACCGUCAACUAUGGUCCAGAGAGACCUGUUAUCACGAGUCCGGAUAUAGUGAUGACAGGACACAGCGUGACCUUCAACUGCUCGGCCUCCUCUCAGCCUCUCAGCCAGUUCAGCUGGUUCUUCAAUGGUUCCCAGGUGGCAACUGGCUCAGUGUAUAAGACUAGCCCACUGACCUUAGCCAGUCUUGGGGAGUACACCUGCGUGGCCUUCAACAACAUCACUGGAAGAAACAGCACUGUCUCCAAGAUGCUCACCGUCAUUGACCCAGUAACCAUGGCCACGGUGAAAGUCAUCGGUGCCCAGCCAAUAGCAGACUACAUGUUUACUCUGACCUGUGAGACCGCUGGAACCAUUUACUCCAUUCACUGGAUGAGGAACGGCUGGCCUCUGUAUGCUGACAACAGAACAGACUUCUCUAUGAACAACAAUACACUGACAUUCAACUCUGUCCAGCAUUCUGACAACGGAGACUAUCAGUGUUCUGCCUACAACCCCCUGAGCAACAUGACCAGCCCAGACUACAGACUGACCGUCAACUAUGGACCGGAGAUGCCUAUUAUAACAGGACCAGCAUUAGGAGAAACAGGACACAGCGUGAUCUUCAACUGCUCGGCCUCCUCUCAGCCUCUCAGCCAGUUCAGCUGGUUCUUCAAUGGCUCCCAGGUGGCAUCUGACUCAGUGUAUGAGACUGGCCCACUGACCUUAGCCAGUCAUGGGGAGUACACCUGUGUGGCCUUCAACAACAUCACUGGCAGAAACAGCACUGUCUCCAAGAUGCUCACUGUUGUUGCACCUGUGACCAUGACCAUGGUGAAAGUCAUUGGAGCCCAGCCAAUACUGAAUGAGACAUUCUCUCUGACCUGUGACACCGCUGGAACCAUUUACUCCAUUCACUGGAUGAGGAACGGCUGGCCUCUGUAUGCUAACAACAUAACAGACUUCUCUAUGAACAACAAUACACUGACAUUCAACUCUGUCCAGCAUUCUGACAACGGAGACUAUCAGUGUUCUGCCUCCAACCCACUCAGCAACAUGACCAGCCCAGAAUACAGAUUGAUCGUCAACUAUGGUCCAGAGAGACCUGUUAUCAUGAAUCCAGAUAUAGCGAUGACAGGACACAGCGUGACCUUCAACUGCUCGGCCUCCUCUCAGCCUCUCAGCCAGUUCAGCUGGUUCUUCAAUGGUUCCCAGGUGGCAACUGGCUCAGUGUAUGAGACUGGCCCACUGACCUUAGCCAGUUAUGGGGAGUACACCUGUGUGGCCUUCAACAACAUCACUGGCAGAAACAGCACUGUCUCCAAGAUGCUCACCGUCAUUGACCCAGUAACCAUGGCCACGGUGAAAGUCAUCGGUGCCCAGCCAAUAGCAGACUACAUGUUUACUCUGACCUGUGAGACCGCUGGAACCAUUUACUCCAUUCACUGGAUGAGGAACGGCUGGCCUCUGUAUGCUGACAACAGAACAGACUUCUCUAUGAACAACAAUACACUGACAUUCAACUCUGUCCAGCAUUCUGACAAAGGAGACUAUCAGUGUUCUGCCUACAACCCCCUGAGCAACAUGACCAGCCCAGAAUACAGACUGACCGUCAACUAUGGUCCAGAGAGAUCUGUUAUCAUGAAUCCAGAUAUAGCGAUGACAGGACACAGCGUGACCUUCAACUGCUCGGCCUCCUCUCAGCCUCUCAGCCAGUUCAGCUGGUUCUUCAAUGGUUCCCAGGUGGCAACUGGCUCAGUGUAUGAGACUGGCCCACUGACGUUAGCCAGUCAUGGGGCGUACACCUGUGUGGCCUUCAACAACAUCACUGGCAGAAACAGCACUGUCUCCAAGAUGCUCACUGUUGUUGCACCUGUGACCAUGAGCGUGGUGAAAUUCAUUGGAGCCAAGCCAAUACUGAACGAGAGAUUCUCUUUGACCUGUGAGACCGCUGGAACCAUUUACUCCAUUCACUGGAUGAGGAACGGCUGGCCUCUGUAUGCUGACAACAGAACAGACUUCUCUAUGAACAACAAUACACUGACAUUCAACUCUGUCCAGCAUUCUGACAACGGAGACUAUCAUUGUUCUGCCUCCAACCCACUCAGCAACAUGACCAGCCCAGACUACAGAUUGACCGUCAACUAUGGACCGGAGAUGCCUAUUAUAACAGGACCAGCAUUAGGAGAAACAGGACACAGCGUGACCUUCAACUGCUCGGCCUCCUCUCACCCUCUCAGCCAGUUCAGCUGGUUCUUCAAUGGCUCCCAGGUGGCGACUGGCUCAGUGUAUGAGACUGGCCCACUGACCUUAGCCAGUCAUGGGGCGUACACCUGUGUGGCCUUCAACAAUAUCACUGGCAGAAACAACACUGUCUCCAAGAUGCUCACCGUCAUUGAGGCUAUAAAGUCAGUGAUGGUGAAACGAAGCAAAAUACCGAUAGCAUCUGACAACCUAACCCUGACCUGUGAUGUCACCGGGCGCUAUGACAUCAUCUACUGGAUGAAGGACAACCUGCCUCUGGUCCUGAACAACACCUUGAACUCUGACAUCACCAUCUCCAACAACUCUCUGCACUUCAGUCCAGUCAAGGUGUCUAACGAUGGACACUAUCAGUGUGUCGCCACCAACCUCCUUCGUCCACACACCAGCCCUAAAUACCAGCUAUUGGUGAACUAUGGCCCUCUGAGUGUGAACAUCUCUGGCCCAGGCUUAGUGGUAAUUGGCUCAGUAAUCACUGUCAAUCUGAAGUGCUCAGCCGACUCCCGGCCAACCAGCGAGUACCGGUGGAAAUACAACAACCAAUCAUUGCCGGCAACUGGUCCUUUGAUGGCCGUAGGUGUCUCCUUGAAAAAUGCAGGGAUAUACACCUGUGUGGCCAAGAACCCUCUGACUAACAUCUCAAUGUCCAAGACCAUUAGUCUGGAUAUCACUGGCCACUCGCCUGCCCCUCCAUUCCAGUCCAGAGUUGGUCUGAUGCUGAUGGCCCUGCUAGCUCUCUCUCUCUGCCUCUGAUCAACCACUGAGACCAUCACAGUAUGGACACUGCUUGUCUGUCUGCUGGCUGGGAGCCAAUCACUCCCUUCCCUCUACCCUCACUGACCUGAGAAAGGACUGGAUAGGAAUAAGUGGUAUUGUCGAUAUUAUGAUUGCCCCAUCUUGCCACCAUAGGGCUGGGUUUAGUAUGCUCAGCUCCUUUCCAAUGUUUUUAGGUUGUGAGGAGAGAGUCAACAAGAGGUCAGAAGGGAGGGGUCUAUCCUCUUAGAAUAGAACCCACCUCCACAAUGUGUUUUUAUGUCAAUCAUCUCUAUAAACUGAUAUUCCUUUUAAAAACAACAAUCUUGAAAACUGGUCUUCAACAUGGUAAUUGAAGGGGCAAACAUCCACUGCUCAGCUGCACUGCCUAUUUCUGUUUCUAAUUCAAUGUUCUUAGAUAUUCACUGCCCUUGUGACUGUUGCCCUGGAGUCCAUUCACUGAGUCCCUUUCUGUGUUGUUCUGUGUUUGAUCAUGUAUGUAAACUCUGUAGUUCAAGUACAAAUUCAGGUAUUUAGCUUAUAAAUACCUUAGAGGUAAAACGUUUCAAACGAUAAUACAUUUAACUGGUGUUUAUGUAAAACAUGGCUUGUUUUUGCACCUAUUUAAUGUAUAAGCUUGUAAAUCCUCAGAGGAGAUGCAGGCUUGUGCUGUUGUCUUAUGUUUAUAUUUCCUCUUCAUUAAUUAUUGUCUUAAAUAAAGUGUUGUCUUUUCACACCUGUCCUACUGAA
Coregonus clupeaformis (lake whitefish) is the source of this 4943-nucleotide messenger RNA. RefSeq names its product hemicentin-1. The transcript has 17 exons. Bases 36 to 4193 code for a protein of 1385 amino acids. Lineage: Eukaryota; Metazoa; Chordata; Actinopteri; Salmoniformes; Salmonidae. The record is from RefSeq and is a predicted model, not a curated record.